CGCGGACAAACAUGGCAGGAAAAGCAGGCAAACAAAAUCGUCCCAGAAAGCCGGUGUCGGAUAAAGAUGAAGAGGAGCAGCCGCUGCAGGCCGUUCUGGUGGCCGACAGUUUCAACCGCAGGUUUUUCCCCAUCACUAAAGACCAGCCGAGGGCUCUCCUGCCUCUGGCUAAUGUCUCCAUGAUUGACUACACACUAGAGUUUCUGACAUCCACUGGGGUGCAGGAGACUUUCGUCUUCUGCUGCUGGAUGUCCAGCAAAAUAAAGGAGCACUUACUGAAGUCGAAGUGGUGUCGUCCCACCUCUCCAAAUGUGGUUCACAUCAUCACUUCUGAUCUGUACCGUUCUCUUGGGGAUGUUUUAAGAGACGUGGAUGCCAAAUCCCUCGUCCGUUCAGACUUUCUGCUGGUGUAUGGAGACGUGGUGUCCAACGUUGAUGUUUCCCAGGCUUUGCAGGAGCACAGGCAGCGGCGCAAAAUGGAGAAGAACGUGUCCGUGAUGACGAUGAUCUUCAAAGAGUCCUCGCCGGGCCACAAGACGCGGUGUGAAGAGGAGGACAUGAUCAUGGCCAUAGACAGCAAGAGCAAACGCAUUCUGCAUUACCAGAGAGCACAGGCCUUGAAGAGACUGCAGUUCCCCAUGAAUAUUUUCCACAGUGCCAGUGAUGAAUUUGAAAUCAGGUUUGAUCUUUUGGAUUGUCACAUUAGCAUCUGUUCUCCACAGGUGGCGGAGCUUUUUACAGACAACUUUGACUACCAGACCAAAAAUGACUUUGUCCGUGGGAUUCUAGUCAGUGAAGAGAUCCUGGGAAACCAGAUCCACAUGCAUGUGACUAAAGACGGAUACGGCGCUCGUGUGUCGAACCUCCUGAUGUACGACACCAUCUCCUCCGACAUGAUCCGCCGCUGGAUUUAUCCCAUCACACCCGACGCUAACUUUGCAGACCAAGACGGCCAGAGCUGCACACACUCUCGGCAUAACGUGUACCGCGAGCCUGGGGUCAGUCUGGGCCACGGCAGCCAGAUGGAGGAAAACGUGCUCAUCGGCAGGAAUACGGUGAUCGGAGCAAACUGCAGCAUAUCCAAUACAGUGAUCGGCGCAAACUGUGUCAUCGGAGACAACGUGACUCUGGAACGAGCUUAUAUCUGGAAUCGAGUCCACAUCGCCAACAAUGUGAAGGUCAAGCAGUCUGUAAUCUGUGACGGUGUGGAGGUCAAACACGGAGUGGUUUUAAACGAACAGUGUGUGCUCGCCUACAACGUGGUGGUGGGUCCAGAUAUUGCUCUUCCAGCAGGCACUGUGGUGUCCAUGCACCAUCCAGAUGAAGAGGAUGAUGAAGAUGAUGAUGAGUUCUUGAGCGACGACAAUGAUGUUUCCCACAAUAAGGACAAGAUCAAACAGAAAGUGUUUAACCCAGCAGAGGUGGGCUCAGAGGGGAAAGGAUACAGAUGGAAAAGCAGCAGUCUUGAUGACACAGAGGAAGAUGAGCUUGCUGAAUGCAUCUGGGGCUUAGCAUUGAAUCCUGACCCAGAGAGUGACAGUGAGAGUGAGGUCAGCGAGGGGUCACAUGACCCUGGAAGCCACCCGCCUUCACCCGAACUGGAUGAUGUCAAAGUGUUUCAGAAUGAGGUUCACGGUACGUUACAGAGAGGUUUAGACGAGAACAUCGGCUGCGAUAAUCUGGUCCUGGAGAUCAACUCGCUCAAGUACGCCUACAACAUUACCCUGAAGGAGGUGAUGCAGAUCUUGAUGAGGGUGGUGCUGGAGUUUCCUCUCCACCAGCAGGGGGUGGAGAUCACCACCGCUCAGUAUUCAGCACACCUGCUGCCUGUG
Danio rerio (zebrafish) is the source of this 1832-nucleotide messenger RNA. It is a transcript of the gene eif2b5, whose product is annotated as eukaryotic translation initiation factor 2B, subunit 5 epsilon. The record is from RefSeq and is marked provisional. Gene Ontology annotation, molecular function: guanyl-nucleotide exchange factor activity; translation initiation factor binding. Lineage: Eukaryota; Metazoa; Chordata; Actinopteri; Cypriniformes; Danionidae. Gene Ontology annotation, cellular component: cytoplasm; cytosol. Gene Ontology annotation, biological process: translational initiation.